AUGGAUGCGAGCGAGACUAGCGUCGUCUACAAAUUUAUAAGCGAUGAUGUUAUCAGCAAAGCUCGAAGCCAACUCGAAAUCGACGAUACUCUUCUUAACGAGCUUCACGCGAAUUGGAAAAAGAAGAUGAUACAAGCCGGAGUCAUAAACGGAACGAUCGAUAUAUCUCCUUCUUCGAUUCACACAACCACAACUACGCCUAGGGAUCCAAAUCCUCCACUUAGAUAUGCUGAAAGUGGAAGUGACAUUGAUGCUCAGAUUCCAAAGCCGGAUCCAUCCACGGAACUUACGUUGUCUAUAAAGAAUGAGCGUGAUAUUCCUCAGCAUGAUGGAGCUAAUGAUGGUGUCACUGAUCCAAACAUUUAUGGUCCUAAUGAUAUGGAUGAGGAGAUUUUGAACGAGAACGAUGAUGAGGAAGAUGCUUAUAAUGUCGAUAAUGAUAAGGACAUUCCGCAUUUGGUUAUGUGUCAGUUUGAUAAUGUGAAGAAGCGUAAGAACAAGUGGGAUUGCAGACUCAAAGCUGGAGUUAUGCAAAUUAACGGCAAAAAUAUUAUUUUCUCAGAGGUGGAACCAACUUCUUUCAUAUAA
Molecule: messenger RNA, 588 nt
Organism: Eutrema salsugineum
Lineage: Eukaryota; Viridiplantae; Streptophyta; Magnoliopsida; Brassicales; Brassicaceae
Product: TFIIA-alpha and beta-like factor
Exons: 6
Coding region: 1-588 (195 amino acids)
Biological process (GO): transcription initiation at RNA polymerase II promoter; transcription by RNA polymerase II
Cellular component (GO): transcription factor TFIIA complex
Source: RefSeq, a predicted model, not a curated record